CAAGGAGGAGUGGAGAGGAGCCAAAUACCACUAGGACUUACUGGACACUACGCAAAGAUCCCAGGCAACUUUUCUUUACCAUCAAGACAGUUACUGGAAAUCUGUUGGAAGCUUGAGAGGGAAACUUUAACCUGUGUUCAACUCACGGCAAUAUAAUUUUCUGGACAAAGAACUUGGACAGGGAUCCAGGCCAAAAGCUAAUAAGUGUGGAAAAUGGGUCUGUGAGCUUAUAUGUAACGACUGCUGAGUGCCUUUUAGUGAGGGAACACCUCCCUGUGAAAGGACUUUCCUCGCUUCACAAUGAAGGCCAUUGCUAUGCUCUGUUUCCUGAUGGCUGCUGAGGUUCGAACGUCUCGGUUCAUUCGGGACUCCCCGACUAUGUCUGACACUUCUGAAGUCUUCAAGAAUAAUGUUUCCAUACCUCGUCUACACUCACACCCAACCAGUCCGAGGGGCUCCUUCCCACCCAUGUGCACAAAUCCCACGGAGAUUAGGCAUGCUUUCAAGUAUGUCAACACCAUUGUGUCCUGUCUGAUUUUUGUGGUCGGGAUCAUUGGCAAUUCUACACUGCUGAGAAUUAUAUACAAGAACAAGUGUAUGAGGAAUGGACCCAACGUCCUGAUUGGCAGCCUGGCACUAGGGGACCUGCUCUAUAUAAUCAUCGCAAUCCCCAUCAACGUGUAUAAGUUAAUAGCGGCGGACUGGCCAUUCGGAGUGUAUGUCUGCAAGAUGAUCCCAUUUAUCCAAAAAGCCUCAGUGGGUAUUACCGUCUUCAGCCUGUGUGCUUUAAGUGUGGAUCGCUACCAUGCAGUCACAUCAUGGAGCAGGGUGAAAGGGAUGGGCAUCCCUGUGUGGAAAGCAGUGGAGGUGACACUCAUUUGGGUAAUCGCUCUGCUGCUAGCAGUACCUGAGGCACUUGCAUUCGACAUGCUGGAGAUGCCGUACAGAGGCAACAAGUUGCGUGCGUGCCUGAUUCAUCCAGAGCAGAAAUCAAACUUUAUAAAUUUUUACCAAGACGUAAAAGACUGGUGGCUGUUUGGCAUCUACUUCUGCCUACCGCUUGCCUGCACAGGAAUCUUCUACACCCUCAUGUCCUGCGAGAUGCUAAGUCGCAAGAAAGGCAUGCGGAUUGCACUCAACGACCAUAUGAAACAGAGAAGGGAAGUGGCCAAGACAGUCUUCUGCCUCGUGUUGAUUUUUGCUUUCUGCUGGCUUCCGCUUCACCUCAGCCGUAUCCUGAUGAAAACAGUCUAUGACCAAAAUGACCCCAACCGCUGUGAACUACUCAGCUUCCUCUUGUUGAUGGAUUACAUCGGCAUCAACAUGGCUUCCCUGAACUCCUGCAUUAACCCCAUUGCUCUCUAUUUUGUGAGUCAGAAGUUCAAAAACUGCUUCCAGUCUUGCCUCUGCUGCUGGUGCUAUGGAACUUCGACACUGGAUGAACGAGGUUCUGGCCCAGGUUGGAAGGGCUCUUGCAAUGGCAAUGGACUAGAUCGCUCCAGCUCCCGCUCCAGCCAGAAAUACACGAGCUCCUCAUAAACACACAUGCACACUUAAUCUUUUAAUCUGCUUCAUUUUUUUGUAAACCCCAUGCAACUGUUUGCAAUGACAACAUAUGGGAUAGCAGAGUUACUGUAGGUAGAAGGUUUUAUGACUUGAAGACUGAACUGGACGCAAAGAAAUCCAAGGAUCAGCCCAAACUGGACUUGCAGAGGGAUGACACCAAGGCUUUCAUCAUCCCUUCACAUUUCACACCGUGGCUUCGGAGAAUGAAUAUUGCUCAGUGGACACUAAAAAGAAUUAUAAAGACACGUGAAUGUCUGUACAGGAAUAUUUCAUGCUAAAUUGCAGAUGCACAGUAACCUUGAUGUAAAAAGCUGCCAUACCAUACAAUGUUGCCCAAAGGUAUUGGCACCCCUGCAAUUCUGUCAGAUAAUGCUCAAUUUCACCCAGAAAAUGAUUGCAAUUACAAAUACUUUGGUAGUAAUAUCUUCAUUUAUUUUGCAUGCAAUAAAAAACACAAAAGAGAAUGGGGAAAAAAUUUAAAUCAUUAUCAUUUUACACAAAACUCAAAAAAUGGGCCGGACAAUAAUAUUGGCACCCUUUGAAAAAUCAUGUGAUGCUUCUCUAAUUUGUGUAAUUAACCGCACCAGUAACUUAUCUUUGGCACAUAAAAGGUGGUGGUAAUAACUAAAUCACACUUGCAGCCAGUUAAAAUGGAUUAAAGUUGACUCAACUUCUGUCCUGUGUCCUUGUGUGUACCACAUUGAGCAUGGAGAAAAGAAAGAUGGCGUCUGAAUGAAAAGGGACUCUAUGGUAGGAUACAUAGGAAGACCCCACUUCUGACCCAGAGACAUAAAAAAGCCAGGUUGGAGUUUACCAAAACUUACCUGAGAAAGCCAAAAACGUUUUGGAAGAAUGUUCUCUGGUCACAUGAGACAAAAGUACAGCUUUUUGGGAAAAAGCAUCAACAUAAGAGUUUACAUGAAAAAAAUGAGGCCUUCUAAGAAAACACGGUCCCCACAGUCAAACGUGGCGGAGUUUCCCUGAUGUUUUGGGGUUGCUUUGCUGGACUGCACUGGACUGCUUGACGGUGCGCAUGGCAUUAGGAAGUCUGAAGACUACAAACAAAUUUUGCAGCAUAAUGUAGGUCCCAGUUUGAGAAAGCUGGGCCUCCCUCAGAGGUCGUGGGUCUUCUAGCAGGACAAUGACCCAAAACAUACAAAAACAACUAGAAAAUGGUUUGACAGAAAGCACUGGAGACUUCUAAAGUUGCCAGCAAUGAGUCCAGACCUGAAUAUCACAGAACACCUUUGGAGAGACCUGAAAAUGGUAGUUUGGAGAAGGCACCCUUCAAAUCUCAGAGACAUGGAACAGUUGGCCAAAGAAGAAUGGUCUAAAAUUCCAGCAGAGCAUUAUAAGAAACUCAUUGAUGGGUACCGGAAGCGGUUGUUCGCAGUUAUUCUGUCUGAGGGUUGUGCUACCAAGUAUUAGGCCGAGGGUGCCAAUACUUUGUCCGGCCCAUUUUUGUAGUUUUGUGUAAAAUGAUAAUGAUUAAUUGUUUUCAUUCUCUUUUGUGUUUUUUCAUUGAAAGCGAAAUAAAUAAAGAUAUUACUACCAGAGCAUUUGUAAUUGCAAUCAUUGUCUGGGAGAAAUUGAGCCUUAUCUGACAGAAUUACAGGGGUGCCAAUACUUUUGGCCAGCACUGUAAGUUAAAAAACAUAACUAUGCUGAAGCUUUUUAUAACUUCCAAUAGGAAGCAAAGUGUGAAAAUAUGAUCUAUUUACUCUAGAAAUGCUAAUCAUGCUUCUUUAACCUAAAUGGAAUCACUAUCUAAAACUAGGAAGUCUUUAUGUCCAUGUGCCUUUAACAACGCAAUUUACCAGAGGAAAUGUGAUAUCACGCUGCUUGAUGUGGAGGACAACUACAGUGGUGUGGAAAAAGUGUUUUGUCCACUCAAUUAUUUAUUAUUUUUUUUUUGCAUUGUUAAACUCAAAUGUUUUCCAUUAUCAAACACGUUAGUAAAAGACAAGAUUAAAAAAAAGUGCAGUCUUUAUUCUUUGUAUUCUUUAUUUUUCCAUCAUUACUAAACAAACAUGCAACGAAUAAAGAUAAAAGAUCUCAUGAGGGGACCAACCGCUUUUUCCACACAACUGUAUUUGAAUGUACCAGAUAAUAGUCAUUUUGUGACAGAAAUGGCUAAAAUAAUUAUUCAAGCCCUGUUUGUUUAAACUGUUUAUGAAAUGGUAUCUUACGACAGUGUCUGUUGCAAGGCAAAAUUUGUUAAAAUGGUCCUCAUGUGGUGAGCGGCCACUGCAUUGUUGCUGUCACUGUGACUGCCUGGUUGCCCCGUAAGUCACAGCAGGAAAUCACUUCAAAGAAACCAAUUUAUAAGCUCUUUUUAAUGAGUUGCGAAGGACUGCGAUUUAUUUUUAAGAAACACUUUUUCGCUCAUGUUUAUACAUCUUUAUGGAGCAUAUUUUUCUAUAUUCGUCAUACUAUAAAAUAUAUUGUGUGGACUGGAAGUCAUGUUUUAAAGACUUACUAAAUAGCCGUAGCAAGAGUGUCCUGAACCCUAUGGACAAAGUAGGUAGAAGACAUGGAUGGUACACAUCAAUGAAAUGCAAAUGUGAUAAAAGUGCCGACACUUCUACAAGAUAUUGGAGUCGUCUGUGGUUUUUUUUGUUUUGUUUUUUUGUCCAGAUUUGAUAUCAUGAUGUCAGUGUUUGAUGGUAGCAUCCGAAGUGGACUUGUGAGAGAAAAGUUCUCCCACACUCAUCUAAUUAUGUCUUUAUUUACCUUCUUUGUGCACUGCAUUGUUGGACGAUAAGAAGCGCCUUUGCCCAGCUGUUACAAAAAGUUUAGCAGCAUUUUUAGAAGAACAAAUGACUGUGGUUCAAUCCCUGAUUGGAUAAUUGUGCUAAGCAGGUGCUAACUUCCGUGCAUUUAAAAAUAGAAGCUACUCUAUUAAACGUGACAUAAAUUCA
Molecule: messenger RNA, 4487 nt
Organism: Corythoichthys intestinalis (scribbled pipefish)
Lineage: Eukaryota; Metazoa; Chordata; Actinopteri; Syngnathiformes; Syngnathidae
Product: endothelin receptor type B-like
Exons: 8
Coding region: 301-1539 (412 amino acids)
Biological process (GO): enteric nervous system development; developmental pigmentation; regulation of blood pressure
Cellular component (GO): plasma membrane
Molecular function (GO): endothelin receptor activity
Source: RefSeq, a predicted model, not a curated record